Molecule: messenger RNA, 4098 nt
Organism: Anolis sagrei ordinatus
Lineage: Eukaryota; Metazoa; Chordata; Lepidosauria; Squamata; Anolidae
Gene: INAVA
Product: innate immunity activator
Biological process (GO): adherens junction maintenance; positive regulation of protein ubiquitination
Source: RefSeq, a predicted model, not a curated record
ACUCUUUCCUACCACGAGGGCUGGAGCAAGCUGGGCUGGAAAAUGGGAUAAGAAAGGGGGAGGCGAUUAUCCCCUUAUCAACUAGAAAUUAACAGAAAACUGCAAUAUCAACAAAUUUAAAAAGGGGAAUCUUGCAGCGUGGGAUGUCUUUGCACUACAUGUCCCAGGGAAUUCUUGGAAAUCCCCCCAUUCCUUUGUAAUGGAGCACAUUGAGGAGAGAGAUUCCCCUAUUUUCUCCCAGGGAGUGGUCUGCCCCAGGGACAGAUGUCUUCGGAUCUUUUCACAUUUGGGGAUGUCGCUAAUGCACGAAAAGCUUCAAGAAGUUUGAGGAAAAUACCAAGAAGAGGAGGAAAAACCUGGAAGACGGAGGAAGCAGCAGCAGCCGUCUCCCCCCUUCCUCCACUCCUUAGGGACAGAGCAGAAAGCCAAAUAAAUGGAAGGACUUGCUUUUAAAUAGCAGAAGACAUUACGGCACUUUCCAGGUGUGACCGCACUACCUCCCCACACCACCCAGAGCUUGGCCAUGAAGAGUAGGAGUAAGGAUGAGACUAGCGACACAGACAGUGGGAUCAUAGUGCAGUCAGGAUUAGACAGCCCCAUGGCUCCCAUGAAGGACCUCACCCAAGCCAUGAGGAAGCAGCAGAAGGCUUUAGAGGAGAAACUUGAGGCCUGCAUGCAGGAGCUGAGAAGGCUGUGUUUGCGUGAGGCGGAACUGACAGGAUUGCUGCCUUCAGAGUAUCCGCUGAAACCAGGAGAGAAGCCUCCAAAGGUGCGCCGUCGAGUAGGUGCAGCUUUCAGAUUGGAUGAAAAAGCAAUUCUUUCAAGAGGAGCGGAUCCUCUGAGCACACUGGAAAGAGACCUGGCUCUCCAGCUGCAAAUCGCUGAGGCUUCACGUUGUCUUUCCCGGGAAGAGAAUCUCACCAAGCAGGUUCGGAAGCGUCGGAAAAGUGCUGUGUUGAAGGAGGAAAAGAAGCUGAAAGAACUGGAGCAUGCCCUCAUUGAGUAUCACUUGACAGCCAGGCAUUCACCACAACUAAGGGCUAGUGCCCCAGCAUUGGAAGGGUUCAGUGUCUGUAAUGAGAGCCUCCUGCUAGAUCCUUCUCAGGUAGAGAAAGAACCCCAGACGGUGAACCCUAGUCUUCCAUCAAAGCUUCCAGCUUCCACACACCACCAACCCUUGCAGAAUUCUUCAGUUCAGUCCCCUCAUCCUGGCUUGCUAGAAAGACCAACUCACAAUCAAGCCACCAGCGUGGAAAGCUCACCUAUCCAAAACAGUCCAUGGAAAGAGACCAGUCUGGAUAAACCCUAUGAGAAGCCCAAGAAAACUUCUGAGCCCAGCAGUGUGCCAAGCAGUCCAGUUGUGGUGGCACAACCUGCACCCAGUCCUGCUGCUCAGAGGAGAACUGAGGUUUCUUCCUGCAACGUUGUUCCUCCUCCUAGGAAGCUGGACGGAAGGAGGCAGGCUGGUUCCAGUGCUCCACCAACACCAGAAUUGCUAGGAAGAAGAGGGCAAGCUCAGCUGAUAAGAGUAUCUUCAUCCCGGGAUGGUUUGGAGCCCCACAGAAGAAGUGCAUUGCCAAGGCGACGCCCCACCUACUACACUGUCACUGUCCCUGAAUACUGCUUUUCUACACCUAAACCCAAUCCAGCCAUCAAACCAACCUUUCACUCUGCCUCAGAAGACAGCAAUUCAGAUGUUUCCAGCAUCUCUUAUACCACGUCUGCAGGGAGCAGCAGUCCUGACAUCUCCUUCUUGAAGCCGGUGUCUUCAGUGCCCAUGGAGGAACCCUUCCAAAGCCAGACCAGCAGGGGACAAGAAGCAGAAUACCACUGUCAGUGUCCACAGAAGCUGUUGUCAUCUUCAGGUUACUUCCCUGCUGCAGAGUAUGUAGCUGAUGGUCACCUUCCUGCUGGGAUGGAGUUCUGUCAAGGUCGGCCACCUUUUCUGUCUGCUAGCUCUGCCCACUUGGCCUUCAAGGAAGAAGUGGUGCCGGUCAGAUUCCACAGAUCCAUUGUUUCCCACAGCCGGGUGGUACGCACACCCUCACUGAAGGACUGCCCUCCAAUAGGCCCUCGGGCCCUCUCCAAGUCAGUGGUAACAGAAGAGCUAAAAUCAUGGCAUGAACGGACCCGGUUGCGCAAUGCACGACCACAUUCACUGGACAGGCAAGGGGCUAUCCGCAUGCGCAGUGGGCCAGGCAGAGAGGUGCACCUUUCAUCUUCCAGAGGACGGCAAGUUCAGGUGCCCCGUAUCCAUAUCCUGAAACGCUCUCCAGAAGGAGCCCCUGUGCAAGUCUAUGUGCCAGAAAAUGGUGAAAUCAUUACUCAGGUCUGAAUCUACCCACCUUGCAGAAGUUGGCAUUGUCAGCAGACUGACCUUCUAGAAUACAGACUUGGAUCAAGCAUAAUCUUGAUUCUACCAGUUUUGCUAUAUGAGAGAACAUUAAACUCCCAGAAGCCUGCAGAAGAAAGUAUACUUCAGGAUUUUUCUUUGCUCUUAUGGUCAUCUGACAUAAUGGAUUUACCGUUAUGGAUUUACCACCCAAUAAUUGGGUUUCUUUGUGCUGUGUAGAUUGCAAAGGACACAGAGGACUUCCAGCACAAAUUAGUGUUUGCCUACAUACCUAUUUAUUCAUUUCUGUCUGUGCUGGAGACAUCUGGGGUGCCUGUAGGUUAUGAAAACAAGAUUUAAUCUAAAGAGCCAUUCAUAGCUUCUAAGGGAAGAACCAUCCUGAGUGUACUUUAUCUUAUACUCCACUGUUCUACCUUGCUGUGGAGGCUGCUAUAGAUUUUUUUUUGUCUCUUUGGUUUUAUGUAUGAAUUGCAAAUUCUGUAUUUUCAUUUGAAUAGAGAAUUGUACUCAAAAGGAAACUCAUUUUCAUGGGUGAAAACAUAGUACGUCACUGUUUUUGUAGGUAUUUAACCAUCAUCAAUUUAUACAGUGGAGGCAUCUCUUUUUCCUUUUUUUGCCACAAGAUUAGGUCUAGUCAUAGUUUCUACUUACUGACCAAACUAGGUAAAGAUAAAGGUUUCCCCUUGACAUUCAGUCUAGUUGAGUUGACUCUGGGUGGUGGUGCUCAUCUCCAUUUCUAAGCCGAAGAGCAGGCAUUACCUGUAGACGCCUCCUAGGUGAUGUGGCCAGCAUGACUGCAUGGCGCACCGUUACCUUCCCAUUGAAGCGGUAGCUAUUGAUAUACUCACAUUUGCAUGUUUUCAAACUGCUAGUUUGGUAGAAGCUGGGGCUAACAAUGGGACCUCACUUCGCUCUGCGGAUACAAACCACCAACCUUUUGGUCAGCAAGUUCAGCAGCUCAGUGGUUUAACCUGCUGCACCACUGUGGCCUUCAACUAGAAUUGCAAAUCAGUAGGGCGGGCAAUGAAUGUACAAUAAGACAGCUAGUAUUGUCCUAAACUCUGGUGCAAAAUUAUUGGACAUACCAUUCACAGAAAGCACCUGAACAUUACAAAGCAUGUGUGUCUGUAUGUCUUUGAUUUAUGGCAACCCCAAUACAUUUUAUAGGGUUUUCUUAGGCAAGGAAUACUUAGAAAUGGUUUUGCUAGUUCCUUCUUCUGAAACACAUCCUACAGCACAUACUAUUUGUUGACACUCUUCCAUGCAAAUACUAACCAGGGUCGACCCUAUUUAGUUUUAAAACAUUUCUUUUGAUUCAGAAAGUUUGAGAUAUUGCUACCACCUAUGGAUUAGUUCAAGUUCCCAGUUUUAAUAGCUCGAAAGAUUGCUUAAGAAAGUCUCAGUGAAGGUAUGCUUAGCAAGAAUAUGUGUUAUUCCACCCCUUUGCCUUUUGCAGACCCUUGCUUUAGCUUCCUACUGCAUAUUACAUGAACAUUUCCAGGCAACUCAUUCUACAUACUUCUUGUGUUUUUUCUGUAGUAAAACUAGGGAUGCCAAACCACUAAUAAUCAGACAUGAUGAGUAAAGGAUGUAGUAUCUGCAGGACUCAUUGUCAAUUAACCAAGUUGUGCAACAUUUUUCUCUGAAGUGCCUGUCUCUGUAAUGGCCGUCCCUGACUUGGCAGUAAACAGUGUUAAAUGUAUUUGGACACUUUAUUUUGAAUAGAAUACACCAUUUAAAUUUCA